Messenger RNA from Tachyglossus aculeatus (Australian echidna), 725 nucleotides. It is a transcript of the gene MCEMP1, whose product is annotated as mast cell expressed membrane protein 1. The transcript has 7 exons. Lineage: Eukaryota; Metazoa; Chordata; Mammalia; Monotremata; Tachyglossidae. The coding region runs from base 1 to 567 and encodes 188 amino acids. The record is from RefSeq and is a predicted model, not a curated record.
AUGGAGCCUGCAGACAUCUACAUGAAUCAGAAGCUGGACACUGAACAAACUUGGAAAUCCAAGAAAAAGAGGCACCCAAAAGCAGACCACGUGGAGAAGAAAGAUGACCCAGAGUAUGAGAACAUCACCAUGACCUUCAAGAAGCAGCAUGAUCUCGGCAUCCCGUCUUCACCCCCAGCUGUCCCAGCCCCCAUUGUCCCGGGGCCGUCCAAGCUCUCAGUCCCCGGAUGGGUGCACAAGUCCAUCAUGAGCCUCUACGUCCUGCUGGUCUUCAGUUUCAUGUUGUCCAUCAUCUUCUUCUUGCUGGUCCUGGUGAAGAUUUCACAAGUGUCCCAGGAGCUGGAGAAUGUGCAGCUGGCGCUCUCCAAUAGCAUCCAGAAUGAGCUCAAUACAACUGCCAUGAAUUUCUCCAGUCGGAUGGACGCGAUUGAAUCAAAAGUGAAAACUCUGAAUGAGAAACUCCAAAAGAACUUAGACCUCUCCGGCCAACUGAAGAAACUGGAAUCGGCCUUGAAAACCCUGAUGGGACGCCUGACACCGCCUGCCAAAGAAACCAGCGAGGGAUGAAACAGGAAACCUGGGCAGGCAAAGAGCUGGGGUGGGUCGAAGGCAUCAAAGGGUCGGGGGAAAAAUCGCUUCAGUUUUGAAUUUCAAUGGGCUGGACCACCCCUCAAAAGCCGACCAGAGCGGGUAGAGGGCACUUCAUGCCCCCUCUGCCCCUUAGA